Molecule: messenger RNA, 636 nt
Organism: Bufo bufo (common toad)
Lineage: Eukaryota; Metazoa; Chordata; Amphibia; Anura; Bufonidae
Gene: CHRAC1
Product: chromatin accessibility complex subunit 1
Exons: 3
Coding region: 24-536 (170 amino acids)
Cellular component (GO): CHRAC; nucleus
Molecular function (GO): protein heterodimerization activity
Source: RefSeq, a predicted model, not a curated record
CACACACACAUACACACAGGGAGAUGGCGGGGACAGAGAGCCGGCUCGUGUCUUUGCCUCUGGCCCGGAUCAAAGUGAUCAUGAAGAGCUCCCCUGAUGUGUCCAGCAUCAACCAGGACGCCCUGAUCAUCACGGCCAAAGCUACGGAGCUGUUUGUGAAAUACCUGGCGUCGUACUCCUACAAGCACGGCAGCGGCAAAGAGUCCAACGCGCUGACGUACGACGACUUGUCGCACACGGCCGAGGAGUCCGAGACCUUCCAGUUCCUGGCUGACAUUUUGCCGAAGAAAAUCCUUGCCAGUGACUACCUCAAGAUGCUGGAGAAGGAAGAAGAAGGCGUCCAUGAUGACAGUAAUGAAGAGGAGGAGGAAGAGGAAGAGGAGGAGGAGGAGGAAGAAGAAGAAGAGGAGGAGGAGGCGGCGGGGGAGGGGGAGGUGGAGGUGGAAGAAGAAGAAGAGACCGAGGACUCUGAUGAAGAAGAUGAGGAUUAUGAACAGGAAGAUAACGAGGAGGAGGAGGAGGAGGAGGACGAUUGAUCUUCUGGUCUCUUGGUGUUCCUGAUGGUUUAAAAGACUUUUCUUGUUUCUCGGUUGUAGAUUUAUUUUUUUACUGUUUUAUAAUGGAUCAAAAUUCCCA